This is a messenger RNA of Acanthosepion pharaonis, 1149 nucleotides long. Lineage: Eukaryota; Metazoa; Mollusca; Cephalopoda; Sepiida; Sepiidae. The record is from the annotation of a GenBank genome assembly.
AUGGAAGCGACACACAGGUUUCAUUGGAGUGAAUCUACAACUUUCUCUGGACGACUCACUGUUCCAUUGCGAUGCGACAUCACUGAGGAUUUGCAUGAACCUAUUAACAACGAACUUAGGAUUUAUAGAUCAGGAGCUUUUGCUUACAAGAAUCACCCAAUAUUCAAAGUGGACAUUCUUGGUGUUGUGGUCAAAGUGGAUAAGAAAGAGAAGCUGGAUCAAUAUGGAGUUGAUGAUGGAACUGGAGUCAUCCUGUGCUGUAUCUGGAAGGAGAGCAAGUACUUUCGUCCUGCCACAGAAAUAUCAAAGCCGAAUAAUUAUCUUCCAGAUCUGAUCAGUUAUCUUCCAUCUUCACUGGUGUGUAAAGUCCAGCAGAUUAAGGAAGCUAUGCAGAUGGAUUUUAUGCUUGGGGAUCUGAUCCAUAUCCGUGGCAAGAUUACCACAUUUCGCCAAAUUAGACAGAUUACAGCAAACUUUGCGGGUAUGUUUUUUGUUUUGUUUUUUAAACUCUGGAAUUUCAAACUGACUGCCUUUUUCCUCUUGGUCAUUGGGAUUUAUACGUCAAGUUUUAUUGUGUAUGAAUCAAUCAGUAUUGUCACUGAGAUUUGUUUUCUUUUUCUUCUUUCUUUUCUUCUUUUUUCUUUUCUUUUUUCUUUCUUUUUUUCUUUUUUUUUCUUUUCUUUUUCUUUUCUUUUUUCUUUUCUUUUUCUUUUCUUUUUUUUCUUUUUCUUUCUUUUUCUUUUUUUUCUUUUUUCUUCUUUCUUUUUCUUUUUCUUUCUUUUUCUUUUCUUUUUUCUUUUCUUUUUCUUCUUUCUUUCUUUUUUCUUUUUUCUUUUCUUUUUCUUUUUUUUUUUCUUUUCUUUUUUUUCUUUUCUUUUUUUUCUUUUUUUUCUUUUCCUUUUUUUUUUUUCUUUUUCUUUCUUUUCUUUUUUCUUUUUUUUUUCUUUUUUUCUUUUUCUUCGUUUUCUUUUUUCUUUCUUUCUUCUUGUUUUCUUUUUUCUUUCUUUCUUUUUUUCUUUCUUUUCUUCUUUUUUCUUUCUUUUCUUCUUGUUUUCUUUCUUUUCUUCUUGUUUUCUUUCUUUCUUUCUUCUUGUUUUCUUUCUUUCUUUUUUUUCUUCUUCUUCUUCUUUUUUUUUCCAGUUGCCAUAA